Messenger RNA from Phanerochaete carnosa HHB-10118-sp, 756 nucleotides. RefSeq lists its product as uncharacterized. The record is from RefSeq and is a predicted model, not a curated record. NCBI's taxonomy places the organism in Eukaryota, Fungi, Basidiomycota, Agaricomycetes, Polyporales, Phanerochaetaceae. The transcript has a single exon. The coding region runs from base 41 to 562 and encodes 173 amino acids.
CGCUAACCAUGGUGCACUACAGGCUGCUGCUACGUACAAGAUGGCGCCACCAUUCCCGUAUAGCGGUCCGCGGUACCCGCUGAUGGAUACGCUGAGGGAGCUCUCCAACGCCUGGCGUGCGAGCUGUCCCCGAGUGCCUUCAGGAUGGAGCUCCGACUGGUCAGCAGACCCUGCUCCAGACCCUGACGAUGAUUUCCAUGGCGUCCCGAUGUUCCACACGCUCAGCUUCAUCCCUUACCUCGGUCGCUUCCCAUAUGAGAUGGAGCACACCUUCAACUACUUUGGCACGCCGACCCCCAUCAUUUAUCAAGACGAAGGCAUGAAUGUCCGCAUGUUCUUCAGCGCCGGAGGCCUCAUGUUUUUGCUGGUGGAAGAGCCGCUGGAUUCGUUCAUGGUUGUACCGCCAGACUGGACUGUCGAUGAAGCUGCGGCACUGUUGAAAGUCGAUUGGGGAGAGUCGCCAUUCCCAGCCGUCUCGAAGUACCUGCAGGCAUGCUGCAUGCAACAGAAUGCCCUCCUGAAGUGGGUUGCCGAGCGGGAGAUAUCCGGGAGGAAUCGGUGAGCGGAGCUGGAGAAAAGAGGAGGAGAUGUAGAUCCGGAUUGGCUGGUGACAACGCUCAAAGACCGCACGGGGUUCCCGGGAAGCUGGAGAUGAGUGCCGAGGGUUAGGGAACAACGAACCCUUCGAUUAUGCGUCCUGGCUAGCAGUACCUGUGUCAUACAUUAACUUUAUCUCGUAUAUAUGUGUUUCGCGGA